AUGGCAGUGAAUGCCAAAACGACGGGGUGGUUCGGUAUAGGCAUCUCCGAGAUUGGAUCCAUGGUGGGCUCAGAUGCCCUCGUCGCAUGGGUCGCACAGUCCGACGCCCGCGCGUAUGCGACGGAUCGCUUCAUCUUCAACAAGACGACCGAAGGAAUCGUACUCGACGACAAGCAGGACUGGCACGUGCUGGGCGGCAGCCAGACCACGAACCAAUCCACAGGCGACACGUGGACCACCGUGCACGUGUGGCGCCAACUGGACACGGGCGACUGCAACGACCGCCCGAUCAUUCCCGGGAAGCUUCACAACAUCAUCUGGGCCAUGGGCGCCACGACUGACGUCAGCUAUCACAGUUCCGACCGCGGCGCUUCCGCGCUCGUGCUCGCUCCUGCCCCAGGCCCGUCCAUUCUCGCUCCUGCGCCUCCCCCCUCCGCCUCCUCCUCCGCGUCCGCUGCGUCGCUGGCUGCGCCGCAACAGGCAGGGAAGCAGCAGCAGCAGGAGAGCAUGCUGAAUUUCACGUUCACGAAUUACCGGCUGCCAACCGACUUCACGACCUAUCGCUGCAAGGUGGUGGACAUUCCUCUCAAGGCCAAGACUCAUGCGGUUGAGUGGGGUGCCAUUCGCAACUCCACCGACAUCUCAGCCGUCCAUCAUGCCGUCAUCUACGGCUGCAAACCCAAGGAGUACGCCAAUCUCACUGCAAGGAGUGCGGGGGCCGACUUUGACUGCCCGCACCAGUCCGACACGCUAUGCCCCACCACUGUCGCCGUGUGGGCUGUGGGCGGCAGACCCUUCACCUUCCCGCCCAAUGUCGGCUACCCCAUCGGCCCGGGCUACUUCACCAAGUUCGUGCUGCAGGUGCAUUUCACCAAUCCCAAGGGCCGCGCUGACCUCAUCGACAGCUCUGGGCUGUACCUGAAGCUGGCGCCGUCGCUGCGCCCCAUGGACGCGUCCAUCAUGCUCACGGGGCCCGCCUCCUACGAGUAUCUCAUCCGCAUUCCCCCCGCCAUGCCCUCGUGGACGCAAGUCAGCUCGUGCGCCAGCCAGUGCACCUCUGACGUGUUCCAGAACGAGAGUGUGAAGAUCAUUGGGUCCUUUCUGCACCUGCACACGCUGGGACGACAGUUAUACACGGAUGUGUUCAGAAAAGGCAGCAAAGUCGCCACCAUCAGCCGCCAGGACUACUACGACGUUGCAUCGCAGCAGACCAUUCCCGUCACGCCAGAGUUUGAGCUGCUGCCAGGGGACGAGCUGCGCACCUCCUGUGUGUGGGACUCCACCGAGCGCACCAACGUGACGGUGGGAGGGCCAUCCCCAGAAGACGAGAUGUGCAUUGACUACCUCAUCUACUACCCCGCACGCCGGUACUACUACUUCUUCCCAUGCACAGGGAGCAGCAGGGUCAAGGGAUGGACGAGUGCUACGCCUGCUAUGCAUCCGCAUCGUAAAGACACACUGGGCAUGGACCUCAACAGCCCCGCGUUCCGCUUACACCCACCCCCUUCCCCUCCCCCGUCCAUCCCCUUCCCCUCCCCCGUCCACCCUCCUUCCCCUCCCCCGUCCUUCCCCUUCCCCUCCCCCAUUCACCCUCCUUCCCGUCCCCUUCUAGAGAUGGCUGCAUGCCAUGACCUUGAUGAACAGAUGAACGUGUGUUAUGACUUCUGUGCGUCAUAUGAGAACGACACGUGGAGCAUGGACCCAAACAGCCCCACGCUGUCGACGUUCUACGUGUGUGGCGGGUCCAACGUCAUCCCCUCUUACAAGCCCUGCAAGAUCACAUUCGGUGCCAACACGCCCAAGAAAGUCGUCAAUGGCUGUCCUGCUCAGAACCACGCAUCACUGGCAGACAUUCCUUCUGACACCAUCUCUGCACCGCUCUCCGCCAACGCACCACCUGUGCCCGCUGCUGCGCUCCCUCCUCCUACCGCUGCUGCUGCUGCUUCAUCACCCCCAGCAACAGCUCUGGCAAGGCAACACAAGCAUCAGUUCACAGUGGCAGUGCCAGUGCACUGGUGGCUGUAA
Closterium sp. Naga37s-1 is the source of this 2025-nucleotide messenger RNA. The record is from the annotation of a GenBank genome assembly. NCBI's taxonomy places the organism in Eukaryota, Viridiplantae, Streptophyta, Zygnematophyceae, Desmidiales, Closteriaceae.